AUGUACGGCGGAGGCAUGGGUUAUGGUGGCGGGGGAUAUGGCAGCUAUGGUGGCUACGGAAUGGGCGGAAUGGGUGGGAUGGGCGGGAUGUACGGAGGUAUGCCCGGGAUGGGAUAUGGCAUGCCCGGCCCUGGAGGGCCCUUCGACCCCAACAACCCCUCGCUCACACAAACACUCGAGUCCACCACCCAGCACACCUUCGCCCUCCUCCAUUCCAUCGUGCAGACCUUCAGUGGUGUUGCGCAGAUGCUCGAGUCCACCUUCAUGGCGACCCACUCCUCGUUCUUCGCCAUGGUCGGCGUCAUCGACCAAUUUGGACAGCUCCGCAACGCACUCGGCAGUGUCCUCGGCCUCUUCGGGCUCGUACGAUGGAUGCGCGACCUUCUCACUGGACGACGCGGACAAGGUUCCGCGGGCGCGAUGCGCGGGGAGUUCCGCGACUUUAUCAAUGGCCGCCCGGUACAGGGCCCGGCGGGCCCCCCGGCGCCCAAGGCCAGCAAGAAGCCGCUCAUCAUCUUCCUGCUCGCCAUCUUCGGUGUCCCGUAUGCGAUGCACAAGCUCGUACGCAUCCUCACCGAGCGUCAGCAGGCGCAGAUGGCUGCGGGCCAGAUCGCCGGACCUUUGCCGCCACUCGACCCCUCGCAGCUUACCUUCGCGCGGGCGCUCUACGCUUUCGAGGCAUCUUCUCCUGCCGAGCUAUCGCUCAAGGAGAACGAGAUUGUUGCUAUCAUGGGCAAGCUUGACCCGGCGACCGGAGCCGAGGUCGAUCCCAGGAUCGAGGUUGAGGGCAGUGAAUGGUGGAAGGGCCGCACAAGAGAAGGCAAGGAAGGCUGGUUCCCGAAGAAGUGGGUGGAGGUCUUGGAGAGGCGAAAACCGAUUGAGAACAGCGAGGCUAAGAAGGCGGAGUGA
Molecule: messenger RNA, 909 nt
Organism: Trametes versicolor FP-101664 SS1
Lineage: Eukaryota; Fungi; Basidiomycota; Agaricomycetes; Polyporales; Polyporaceae
Product: peroxin PEX13
Exons: 2
Coding region: 1-909 (302 amino acids)
Biological process (GO): protein import into peroxisome matrix, docking
Cellular component (GO): peroxisome; peroxisomal importomer complex; peroxisomal membrane
Molecular function (GO): protein binding
Source: RefSeq, a predicted model, not a curated record